AUGAUGUUCAUUCCUUCUAGGAGCUCACUCAGUAUCCGGUGGGUUGAUUGUUGUUCGUUGGAUAGACUGGUGGCUGAUAGCUGGCUGCUGGAGGUGAAGGUGGUGGUGGCGGUGGUGGCAUGUAGAGCGGCAUAG
This is a messenger RNA of Haemonchus placei, 135 nucleotides long. Lineage: Eukaryota; Metazoa; Nematoda; Chromadorea; Rhabditida; Trichostrongylidae. The record is from the annotation of a GenBank genome assembly.